Molecule: messenger RNA, 657 nt
Organism: Aureobasidium pullulans EXF-150
Lineage: Eukaryota; Fungi; Ascomycota; Dothideomycetes; Dothideales; Saccotheciaceae
Exons: 2
Coding region: 1-657 (218 amino acids)
Source: RefSeq, a predicted model, not a curated record
AUGGCAAUAAAGCCCACAUUCGCGACGCUUCCACCGGAACUCCAUUUGAUCAUCUACGAGUAUCUCUUUCUCGACCCCGAAGAACAGAAGUACCCACAUGCCGUUCUGGAAGUAUCUCGCAAGACGCUCUCACUGUCCGCUCCCAUCCUUCUCUGUCACCUCAAACUCUACAUCGAAGGCGAUGAUGAAGAAUGGUACCUCUCGUUCGCCCGUCAAGAUUACAAUUCGUGGCACAGAACUCCCAACUCAGUGGCUUGGGAGGUCUUCCGCCAGGAUCCAGAGAUGCAACGACUCAUACCUCAUGUCAGAACAAUACACUUUGAACCAGGCUCAUGCUUGGACGUCGAGGGUAUUGAAACUCGCAUCACCUUUCACGGACCGAAGGCAACCUCCAAAUUAAACACCAUCACAUAUGCCCUUAAUCGUGAAUACUUUAGCCCUGAUGUCAGGUGUCUGGAUUCUCACAAAAGCAAGAUGGCCAAAGAAGUCGGAGAUGCAAAAACCUGUGCAAUGAAUCUAGUAGAACGCCUCAUGGAAGCUUGCAGUGGUAGAGUGGGCAAAACGAGAAAGGAAGCAGACGAAGAGGUGUACAAAGAGUGGGCAGCUUGGGAGAAGGAACAUGGCGUACAACCCGGAGAUUAUGAAGACUACCUCUAG